Molecule: messenger RNA, 303 nt
Organism: Botrytis fragariae
Lineage: Eukaryota; Fungi; Ascomycota; Leotiomycetes; Helotiales; Sclerotiniaceae
Exons: 2
Coding region: 1-303 (100 amino acids)
Source: RefSeq, a predicted model, not a curated record
AUGUCAACCGAAAUCCCCUUCACAGCAAACCACACUCAACAACCCUUCAAACUCCUCGAACUACCCCCGGAACUCCUCACACUUCUAGAAUCCGAUGUUCCUCCCACCAUCACGAGAAUAGCUAGUAUAUCCGACACCAUCGAACUAAUCGAAAAAGAAGAAGAACUUAUUGACGGAGAAGGGAAAGAUAAAGAUCAAGCCACAAAGACUGAAGUCACGAAAAAGACCGCCACAGGAAAAGUAAAUAAAUGGCAUGAGAAAUUUGCCAAGAGUAGGGGGAAUGGUGCUAAUACGAAAGGUUGA